Molecule: messenger RNA, 2354 nt
Organism: Misgurnus anguillicaudatus (oriental weatherfish)
Lineage: Eukaryota; Metazoa; Chordata; Actinopteri; Cypriniformes; Cobitidae
Gene: prpf19
Product: pre-mRNA processing factor 19
Biological process (GO): protein ubiquitination; mRNA splicing, via spliceosome; DNA repair
Cellular component (GO): cytoplasm; U2-type catalytic step 1 spliceosome; Prp19 complex
Molecular function (GO): ubiquitin protein ligase activity; protein binding
Source: RefSeq, a predicted model, not a curated record
CCCGUCAGUAUACUGGAGGAGUUUCCUAUCCCAUCAUGCAGUGCUGUUUGAGCGGCACGCCGGCGCUUCAACGUGUUCUCCAAAAGGACAUGCAGCACUUGGAUUAGACAGAGAAGCAUAAACUUUGUGUGGAUUUGAAACAUUUAAUGAAUUUAUUUUACUCUCGUGUUUCUUUUGAAAGCGGAAGCGCGUCUGUUUGAAUAAGAUGUCUCUCGUUUGCGCAAUCUCAAAUGAGGUACCUGAGCACCCCUGCGUCUCUCCUGUGUCCAAUCAAGUGUUUGAGAGACGUUUGAUAGAGAAGUACAUCGCUGAGAAUGGAGCCGAUCCCAUCAAUGGACAGCCACUGUCUGAAGAACAGCUCAUCGACAUUAAAGUGUCUCACCCCAUUCGACCAAAGGCUCCAUCUGCCACAAGUAUCCCUGCUAUCCUGAAAUCUCUGCAGGAUGAAUGGGACGCUGUAAUGCUUCACAGUUUUACUCUGAGACAGCAGCUGCAGACCACACGACAGGAGUUGUCUCACGCCCUAUACCAGCACGAUGCGGCAUGCAGAGUCAUCGCACGUCUUACAAAAGAGGUCACGGCGGCCAGAGAGGCUUUGGCUACGCUCAAACCUCAGGCUGGACUUGUUGCUCCACAGGCCGCUGCUGCCUCCCAACCCGCUGCUGUGGGUGCUGGCGGUGAGGCCAUGGAGAUCAGUGAACAGGUUGGAAUGACUCCAGAGAUCAUACAGAAGCUUCAAGACAAGGCCACCGUCCUGACCACAGAGAGAAAGAAGAGAGGAAAGACUGUGCCGGAGGAGCUGGUCAGAGCGGAGGAUCUCAGCAAGUACCGCCAAGUGGCAUCUCAUGCUGGUCUUCACAGUGCCAGUAUCCCAGGAAUCCUCUCUCUGGAUCUCUGCCCAACAGAUACCAACAAAGUCCUCACCGGUGGAGCGGAUAAGAACGUGGUGGUGUUUGAUCGUCGAGAGGAACAGAUUGUUGCCACCCUCAAAGGACACACCAAGAAAGUGUCAUCUGUCAUCUACCAUCCCUCUGAGUCGGUGGUGUUCUCGGCAUCUCCAGACAGCACCAUCCGCGUGUGGUCCGUUACCGGGGGCAACUGCGUGCAGGUGAUAAGGGCUCACGAGGCGGGUGUUACCGGCCUCUCUCUCCACGCUACCGGAGAUUACCUACUGAGCUCAUCUGAGGACCAGUACUGGGCCUUCUCUGAUGUUCAGACUGGACGUGUUUUGACUAAAGUCACUGAUGAGACUGCUGCGUGUGCACUGACCUGUGCUCAGUUCCACCCUGACGGUUUGAUUUUCGGCACUGGCACAGCAGAUUCUCAGAUUAAGAUCUGGGAUCUGAAGGAGAGGACCAAUGUAGCCAACUUCCCUGGCCAUUCUGGUCCUGUGACAGCCAUCGCUUUCUCAGAGAAUGGAUACUAUCUGGCCACCGGUGCUCAGGACAGUUCACUGAAACUCUGGGAUUUGCGGAAGCUCAAGAACUUUAAGACAAUCACAUUGGACAACAAUUAUGAGGUGAAAUCUCUGGUCUUUGAUCAGAGUGGAACAUAUCUUGCUGUUGGUGGCUCAGAUAUCAGAGUUUAUAUCUGUAAACAAUGGACUGAGGUCCUCAACUUUGCUGAUCAAUCUGGUUUGGUUACUGGUGUGGCUUUCGGUGAACAUGCCCAAUUCCUGGCAUCCACCGGCAUGGACAGAAGUCUGAAAUUCUACAGUCUGUAGUGGAGAAAUGGGAACGAUGUUAACAUCAACUUGCAGUUUUAAUGAAAAUUCAUCCCCUUAAAGGGAUAGUUCACCCAAAAAUAAAAAUUCUGUCAUCAUUUACGUACUCUCUUGUUAUUCUUUUGUUCUGAUAAACACGAAGGAAGAUAUUUUGAGAAAUGUUUGUAACCAAACUGUAGUAGGAAAAAAGAAUACUAAAUGGGGGUCCUGAACGGUUUGGUUACGAACAUUUCUCAAAAUAUCUUCGUGUUCAUAAGAAAAAAUGUAUACAGGUUUGUAAUGUAAUGAGAGUGAGUGAGUAAAUUUUCAUUUUUGGGUGAACUAUCCCUUUAAGUAAUAAAACCUGUCAGUGAUAAAUUGUGUAUGUACAUGGAUAUACAUUCACUGUCAUAUACGUAGUAAUGACCAAGAAUUUCUCAGUCACCUCAGAGUUUGUUGGCAGUAAUUGUUGAUAACCGCUUCAAUGCUUUUUGAAGAUGAACGUUGAUUUAAGCAUUUCUUUUCUUUGCUUUCUGUCUCUUUUGCUUUGGAUUUAGCCUGGUAACUUUCUUAGCAUUUUUUGUAUACUGUUUGUGGAUGGCAAAAAAGAAAAUGUGAAAUAGUCUUCAAUAAAGUUUAAAUUUGCUUUUUA